CCAGCUGGGCUAGGAGGUACGGCAUUGCUGGGCGAUUACGAGCAAAAUUCUUGAUGUUUCAGUUUUUUUAUGAUUUACUGUCACAUCAUACGCCUACUACGGUUUGCCAAGCGAUUCUGCUUCCAAAAUUAAGCGAUGCUGGUCACCGUUUUCUGCGCGCCGAGGGAUCGCCCAGAAACCACAUUCGCCCUCGAUGUAUCCCCGGAGCUGGAGCUGAGAGACUUUGUGGCACUUUGUGAACUCGAAUCGGGAAUCCCGGCGGGAGAAAUUCAGAUCUCCUAUGGAGAGCAGCCCCUAAAAGACCCCACGUGUGCCUUGGGGACCUACGGCGUCAAGGAUGGAGACGUGGUGGUCCUCAGGCAAGCCGACAGAGGGCCGCCACCAACUCAGCCAGCGUUCCCAGGUCUGCCCCGUAUCGACUUUCGCUCCAUCACAGUCCCCGGCGCCUCGACUUCGACUGCUCCCCAUAGUACCAUCAGGCCGCCGCAACAACAGGCUGUACCGCCACCACCGCAGCAUCAGCCGCCACCACCCCAGCAGCAGCAGCAGCAGCAGCCCCAGCGCAGCACGCAACCCUCCACGCCGCCGACCUUUCGCGGCUCCUCUUCUCAGGGGCUUGACGACCCCGCCUUACUGCAGCAGAUGCUCCUUUCCAAUCCACAUGAGCUGUCCCUGCUGAAAGAGCGAAACCCGCCGCUUGCUGAGGCCUUGCUGAGCGGAGAUCUAGAGCGUUUCACAAAAGUGCUGCUGGAGCAACAGCAGGACCGAGCCAAGCGGGAGCAAGAGCGAAUCCGACUUCUGACUGCGGAUCCUUUCGAUUUGGAAGCGCAGGCAAAGAUCGAGGAGGAUAUCAGGCAGCACAACGUAGAAGAAAAUAUGACCAUUGCAAUGGAGGAGGCCCCAGAAAGCUUUGGGCAGGUGGUUAUGCUCUACAUUAACUGCAAAGUCAACGGGCACCCUGUGAAAGCUUUUGUCGACUCAGGUGCCCAAAUGACUAUCAUGAGCCAAGCCUGUGCGGAGCGCUGCAACAUCAUGCGACUGGUAGAUCGGCGCUGGGCAGGCAUCGCCAAGGGAGUGGGCACGCAGAAGAUAAUCGGCAGGGUUCAUUUGGCUCAGGUCCAGAUUGAAGGGGACUUUCUUCCCUGCUCUUUCUCCAUCUUGGAGGACCAGCCGAUGGACAUGCUGCUCGGCCUGGACAUGCUCAAGAGACACCAGUGUUCAAUCGACCUGAAGAAAAGCGUGCUUCUCAUCGGCACGACGGGCACCGAGACUCGCUUUUUGUCCGAGGCUGAGCUGCCCGAAUGCGCCCGGCUGGCAUACGGGCCCGAGGGGCGUGAGGAAAGCCGCCCCGAAGAGAUAGCAGACAGGGAGCUCGCGGAGGCACUUCAGCGGUCAAUACAGGAAAGCGGACAACACUGAUGCAAAUGGAGACACCUGGAGAGGGGCCUAACAAUCAGACACUGCAGACGGACAGACUACCUCACCACAGCCGCCGCCAUUGUCACUACCCACAGCCUCAGACCAAAUGUCCUCAAGCGCCCACCCGCAGAACCUCGACUCUGAUUGCUCAGAGUCGGCCCAGGACCAACUUGGCUUCCAGGAGCUACUUCUGCCUAUCGCGCAGGAUCAGCUCCAGCCUCCAGAAGAUCAUACAAUAUCUGUAGAAGAAGCCCAGGGACCUGCUCAGUCAGCUGAAGCCCUUCAGUGUUCAGAGGGUUGCGAGGAGGGGACAUCCAAGGUAAAGAACAGCCCCACGCUCCCCUAUCCAGAGCAAGCAGACAGUCAGCCCAUGGAGCAUGAGGCGACGAGGUCCCAAACGACGAAUCCCGGCCAGUCGGACUCUGUCGAAAUGAACUCCUCUGACAGGGAUCAGCCCGAGGGCUCUGACAGCAUCCCAUCUCUGGCUGCCGCUCUCUUGGAACUCCAUGAACUGCUGCUUUCCAACAACUGCGGUGGCCCCCGCCCCACUACGCAUCCCCAGGAGGCGGAUGCGACCCAAGUCAGUGCAGAACAAAGCGAUGCCAAAGCCGAACCAGCUGCUGCUUGCGACAGGCCCUCAGAGAGAGAAGGACCAGACUCUUCGGAUGGGCCUCUGGAGCCUCCAGCUGAAGCCAGAGACUCCAGUAUUUAUCAUCCCGAGUCGGCGAGUUCUCCAGAGCCUCCGGCUGAAGCCAUAGACUACAGCAUUUAUCACCCUGAGUCGGCGAGUCCUCCGCACCCUCCAGCUGAAGCCAGAGACCCUAACAUUUAUAAUCCUGAGUCGGCGAGUUGUCCUGAUCCUGAAGGGGACUGCAGGGAACCCCCCGAAAGGCAGCAGGGGAGCGAGGAUGCGCACCGACGAGCCCCGGAUGCAAACACCCCGGACAGUCUUGUCACCGGCACCUCCGCUAUACUUACUCCCGUCCCCGUUACGGAACAAUUUCCGGCCGAACACAUCCAGAGAAUCCAGGCUGCAGGUUUUUCUGCCCGCGAUGCUGCAGAGGCUCUCGAGCAGGCGCACGGGGUCGUGGAGCUGGCUCUGCUGGCGCUCCUGGCCCGCAGCAUCACCGUGCCCACCUAAGACUCCGAGCCUGCCCCCACCGCCGUCUCGUCUCCCUUUACGCUUUUGGUUUUUGAUCCAGAUGUCUCGUGCCCCUCUUUGUAGGGAGCAUGUCUUAACAGGGAUAUGCUGUCACACAGUACUGAUUAAUAAUAUCCUUUUUCUUGACAUAGCGGAUAUUAUAGCUAUAUAGAGAAUUCGGGCGAGCACCCAUCUCAAUGGUAUUAACGUGUUUUCUACUAUAGCUUUAUUUUAUUUUUUUCUUUGUCAUCCAACAUUGACAUAUGCCAUUUAUUGUGGAACCAUUCAAUAUAUCAUUUGCCAUUUAUCCUUAAGUAGGGUGCACACAUACCCAUUUUUUAACAUUUUAACUGAUUUUUUUAUGUGAGAGAUCCCACACAACAAGCUUAAAAAAGUGUGUUCUUACUGCUUGAAUAGUGUGUCGUGUACUCCAGAUACCCAACACACACACACCGACACCAAUAUCUCCACUAAUGAUCGUGAGUCUUUUCCACCAAACCAGGUAUCUGUCUUAGUACUAAGAUUGACCUGUGAGAGGCAGCAUGGUGCCACAGGACAUCCCAACUGCUGGAAAAUACAAAGACUCACAGGCAGCAUGGUGCCACAGGACAUCCCAACUGCUGGAAAAUACAAAAAACGAAAGAGUAGUGGUCGAAGAAGAAAUAGAAGCACCUUCCUGAUUGGCUAUCAUUCCAUUUCACAUCAAAAUCUCAGUCUGCAAAUCAGCUCAACUCAGUGUUGGACACAUUCAUAAGCAUUUGCGGUCAUAAAGAUUGAACAGGUUUAACAUUUACGAUUGUCCGUUGAGAGUUUUCCGAGCAGACAGGAGGAAAAAUCACUUAACACAUCCCACACCACGAGAUAAUCUUUCAGAGACAUCCCAGAAUGUAGGCUUUGGUGACUUUGAUCACAAGGGAGGGAGAAUGCUCAAGUUUGGCCUGAUUAUUGGUAUGUUUGUGCCCCUCUUUCCGACCUCAACUGUUUUGCAAGGUGAUCGGGGGAGGACCACUUACCCCACACCACUGGAUGAUCGGCAAGGCUGAUCUUUUACAGCUGUAUGAUAAUCGGCCCUUUACUAAAUUUGAUCGCAAGGGAGAGAAAUUGAUCAUGUUUGGCCUGAUUAUUGGUAGGCAGACACUGUGAUUGUCAGCCCUGACUGUUUUCAAGUAAAUUGAGGAAAGAUCACUCUUAAUACACCAUAUCAAUCGGUCUGAUUUUGACUGGAAAAUGGGAAAAAUGCUCAGAUUCUGACCGAUCCAUGUUUUUAACCUGUUUUCUACAAUAGAUUAACCUAAUGUUGACACAUACUGUAAAUCAUUUAUUGUUCAAAGAAAACAUAAUUUGCCCUUUGUUGUUUCCAUCUAUCCAUCCAUUUUCCUAACAUCUUAUCCUCACUUGGGUGGCGGGUGUGCUGGAGCCUAUCCCAGCUAUCUUCGGGCGAGAGGCGGGGUACACCCUGAACUGGUCACCAACCAAUGUAAUUUUAGCAAAAUUAUUGUUGGAAGAGUAUUAGUAAAUGAUCUCUAAAAGUUGCCACAAUGCAACAAAUUGAACAAGUCUACAACUGUCCCUAAAAUAAGAGCGAGAAAACAUAUAUUGUACACAAAAUCUAAUUUAAGGGCUUUUUUUUGUGUGGGGGGUUGCUAUUUGAUAUGUCAAAUCAAGACGGGUGCGCACAACUUUAUUUUCUUUUCAUUUUGUCUGUGAGAUUAUGGCUUCAAAUGUACCCGCCAUCUUGUAUCACACGGCCUUCUCCGGGUCAUCUGGCAGAUUUAUUUACGUUUAUCUCAUACGAGAUUUUAAAUGGCAAAAUAAAACCGGAUUAGUAUUUGUA
Phycodurus eques (leafy seadragon) is the source of this 4394-nucleotide messenger RNA. It is a transcript of the gene ddi2, whose product is annotated as DNA-damage inducible protein 2. Gene Ontology annotation, molecular function: aspartic-type endopeptidase activity; protein binding. The transcript is spliced from 11 exons. The record is from RefSeq and is a predicted model, not a curated record. Lineage: Eukaryota; Metazoa; Chordata; Actinopteri; Syngnathiformes; Syngnathidae. The coding region runs from base 136 to 1419 and encodes 427 amino acids. Gene Ontology annotation, biological process: proteolysis.